Molecule: messenger RNA, 873 nt
Organism: Didymodactylos carnosus
Lineage: Eukaryota; Metazoa; Rotifera; Eurotatoria; Philodinida; Philodinidae
Source: the annotation of a GenBank genome assembly
AUGUCUGACAUUGAUGCCUUGUCACUUUCUGGAGCCGAUCUUUUUGAUUAUGUACGUGAGAAAACAAAUGAUAUUAUUGUUGAUAUUCUACAAGUACAAGAAAUCUGUUCAACUCGUGCAUUAUUAUGUUGCGAUGAUCCAUUGUCAAUAUUAGAAUAUGAUUGUGAUAAACUAGCUGAUAUUAAAAGACGUGCUGUAUUUUUUUUGAAAUUGGGUGGUCAUGCUGUUAAAAAUGGUGUUAAGGGCAGUAUGAGAUACUUAAUUGAUAAGUUAAAGGAAAUUGAAAAGAAACAUACGAAAGAAUCAAAAAUCCAGCAGAAAAGCACAACCGAUCAAACAAUAACCGUGACACCAGUAUCUUCUUCCGGCAAUUCUCUCUCUUCUAAUGCGGUACCUUCAUCCUCAAUAGUCGUUCAACCAUCAAUUGUUCACACUCAGUCAUCUAUUUCGAUCACAUCAACGUUAACUUGUGAGCAACGUAAAGAUAAUGUAGAAGAUAUGAUACAAUCAUGGUAUAAGAAAAACUUAGAUGAGAUUGAAUUAAUCCAUGAUUUAGAUUAUAAAAUAAUCGUGAAACAAAAUACACAUAAUUCAAACAUCUUAUGUCAUAUUAAAUGUGAUUGCGGAACCAAAUUUGCUUUACCAUUACGUGCAGAUACGAAAUCAUUUCAAUUGUCAUCGUAUUACAAACAUAUUCGAGGAACAAAGUGUUCAAUGAUGUGUAAAAAAGAAAAAGAGAAGAAUGAUCGACGUAAAUGUCAACAGCAACAAUCUUCAUCUGCAUCAUUACCACCAUCAGUACUACCAACAAGUUUAAAAAGGAAAAAUGAUAGUUCUUCUCAAAAAAAACCAAAAAAUAGAAGGACUUCCUAA